Molecule: messenger RNA, 2325 nt
Organism: Salarias fasciatus (jewelled blenny)
Lineage: Eukaryota; Metazoa; Chordata; Actinopteri; Blenniiformes; Blenniidae
Gene: dcph1
Product: damage control phosphatase 1
Exons: 5
Coding region: 73-1428 (451 amino acids)
Biological process (GO): DNA damage response
Cellular component (GO): nucleus
Molecular function (GO): phosphatase activity
Source: RefSeq, a predicted model, not a curated record
CCCGUUUGUUCCUGCUGUGGGUGUUUCUGUUAAUAAAGUUUUCAUUUGAAGCGUCUCCCCCUUGCUACAAUCAUGGCGGUGGAUCAAACUGUGGCCGUAGUUCCCCCUUCACUGUCUGCCAGAGUGGUCGGGUCCUUUGCCUAUUUGACCAUUAAAGAUCGAUUGCCGACCAUCCUGACUAAAGUUGUCGAUACAAUACAUCGCAACAAAAACAAGUUUUUUGAAGAGUAUGGAGAGGAGGGCAUCCAGGCAGAGAAGAAAGCAAUUUCUUUGCUGUCUAAGCUGAGGAAUGAAGUGCAAACGGAUAAGCCAGUGAUAGAACUGACAGAUGGCCUACAGGACACCAAGUCGUGGAACCAGUACCUACAGAGACAACAGAGUCUGCAUGGGGACCAGGAGUCUGUCAGCUGGUUCAAGUCUCCAUGGCUUUAUGUGGAGUGUUACAUGUAUCGCAGGAUACACGAAGCCAUCCUACUCAACCCUCCCAUCAGUGACUACGAUGUCUUCAAUGAGGGAAAGACUCAAAGCUUUUUCGAGUCUCAGCAGGCUGUGAUGAUCCUAUGUACAUAUUUAGAGGGCGUCACCAAGAACAUAGAGGAACUCUCUCAACCCCAGCUGUUUGAGCAUUUCAACAAACUACUGCAGGUUUCUUUAUGGGGAAACAAAUGUGAUCUGUCGAUCUCCGCUGGCCAAGAGAACUCCCAGAAGGGCAGUCCAAUAGAAGCUCUCAACAGCCUACAACCUUUUAUCCUGGUGAAUGACUCCGACAUUAUGUGGUCGACGCUCACGUCCGAUCAGAGACCAGAGCAGUCAGGGAAAACCUAUGCAGAGAGAGUUGACAUCGUGUUAGACAAUGCUGGUUUCGAGUUAGUUACUGACUUGGUCUUUGCAGACUUCUUGGUUUCUUCCGGCCUCGCACGUCAGAUCCACUUCCAUGGCAAGUGCAUCCCGUGGUUUAUCUCUGAUGUUACAGCGAAUGAUUUUCAGUGGACCAUCCGGCAGGCAAUGGCAGCUAAUCACAAGUGGAUGUCCAAGUGUGGUGCCCAGUGGCAGAGCUAUGUGAAAAAGGGUGUUUGGAUCUAUCACGAUCAUCCUUUCUGGACACAGCCCCAUGAGUUUUGUGACAUGGCCGCUGACGCUCCUGACCUGUAUGCAACCCUGCAGAAGGCAGACCUGGUGCUGUUCAAAGGGGAUCUGAACUACAGGAAGUUGACAGGGGACAGAGAAUGGGACCACACGGUCAGCUUCAGCACCGCACUACGAGGCUUCGGUCCGGCACCACUGUGUAGUCUGAGGACCCUCAAAGCAAACGUCCAGGUGGGUCUGCAGCCGGGACAAGCGGAGAAGCUCACCUCUCAAGAUCCCAGCUGGAUGACAAACGGCAAGUACGCCGUCAUCCAGUACUACAACCCAAAGUCAGAGGACUGAGACGGACCUGAGGACGGGGAAUCAGAAGAACAUCAAGUACCAGAAGCAGGAAAUAUUUUCAAGCCAUAGAACAAUUCUAUUAUUAACUUUUGGUAUGUGGUUUCUGUGAUUCUUAUUGUCUGUUGGCACUUCAUCAAGCUUGAGAACAGCACUGCACAUUAACAGCAAUAUUUCUUUUUUUUUUUUUAAUCUUUAUAAAACUUGACAUACUGUCAUGAUUGAACUGUUUACGUUGAAAUUAUGUAAACUCACCUAGAGGUACUUUAUAUUUACCAGUUUGGGAAGUGCGGGAAGACUUUGGUAGUUCACAGAUGUUUCCUGAAAGUUGACAUAUCAGAUUUAGCCUUUUGUUGGUCAUCGCUAAUGCUUCUGAAUUAGGUCAUAAUGUUUACAAUUUCAUGCACAUGCUGUAUAAUGAAAACUGCUUUAAUGCUUUUUAAGAAUCUAAUCUAAAAAUCCACACCUGUGCAUGCAGCCGAAGAGGCGUAAUGAUAUAUUCAGUUUAACUUGGCUCAGGUUGUUUUACUGUGCACUCGGUGUCGUUGAUAUGUGUGCCUCGAAACAGGCGCUCAGUCAUUUAAGAUCACCUAACGCAGAUCAUAACAGCAUCUAAUGACUGUUGUCCUCACUUUGAUAAACGGCCAUUUGUUAUUGGAGCAGUGUAAUAAUAACACUGAUGACGUUUGUUGUUUUGUAUAAAAAGGCAACUCAGACCUCUGUAUCUUCAUAGAUAAAGGUGAUAUGUCUUUGUGCGCACUGUUAUGUCACCUGAAUCCUUAUUGUCACUUUAAGUACUCCAGAGGUGAUAUUAACUGGAUUCUUGUCAACGCUGCUGAGGGAAAGCUCAUUAUUUUUCAUUAAGUUCUUUAAUAAACCACUGCAGUGACUGGCCCUUUA